AAAUUUUAAACGAAUUAAAAUAGAAAAUGCUGUAUCGAAAAUCGAUGGAUAAUAUUCUCAAAAUCAUAUAUUUCACGAAAGCUGUUUAUGGAUCUCUUGUUGCGACACAGGCACAAAAUAACAUCGAAAGAUGGUCUGUAAUGUUGAAUACUUGAAUCCCUUGAUAACGGUAAAUCCGGUUUUUUUCGUGGCCACUACGUUCAAUCCAAGAUUCUUCAGUUCAAUAUUAGACGUUCCGUGCGCAUACGCGAGAAUUGACCUCUGCUGUGUGCAUGACACGUCGAUGAAUUCGCUAUCGCCUCGAUAAUUAACUGAAUAUUUUAUAAUAAACCGUUUCGAUUCGUCCGUUGGCAGCCGGCCGCCGUUUAGCUUCUCUUACCCACUUACCAAGGCCAGUUGCUGAGUGGCAUUCUCAGCAAAUUUGUCAGCUUUUUAAAAUCAAGUGGAAUUUUCCCGGUAUCAGGUACAUUUUUACCGCUUUGCAAACUUACAACAUGGGCUUUCUAAAAUCGAUAGGCUCGUUUGUUAUCUACUUCGGUACCUUUUUGACUGUAAUCACUUUCAUUCCUAUAAUUCUGCCUGACGCAAAAUUCGAAGAGUACAGUCUGGUGCUACCAAAAAAAUUGAACGGAAUAUUAGCUAUUAAUGAAAGACUGAACAAUCCAGAGGUCUUAUUUCAAGAACAAGUCAAAGGUGCUGAAGCAUUUGCAUCAUUUGGUGGAGAACUUUACACAGGAGUAUAUGGUGGCUAUGUAAUGAAAGUUACUGAUAAUAAGCUUGUUCCUAUUGUAAAAUUUGGAAAAGACUGUGAUGGAGUUUGGCAAGAAGCUAAAUGUGGUAGACCUUUAGGAUUGAAAUUUGAUAAGAAAGGUACAUUGUAUGUCUGUGAUGCAUACUACGGUAUCUUCAAAGUUGAUGUCAAAACAGGAAAAUAUGAAAAACUUGUUGACAACAAUACCCCAAUUGAAGGCAAAGUUCCACUGGUAUUUAAUUCGUUAGACAUUGCAAGUAAUGGCGAUAUAUAUUGGUCUGAUUCAAGCACAGAAUUUGACCUUCAAAAUGGACUUUUCGCAAUGUUGACAAAUCCAUCAGGAAGACUGAUGCGUUAUAAUGUAGCUAUAAAAAAAAAUGAAGUCAUUGUACAUGAUUUAGGAUUUGCCAAUGGAGUUGCUCUAAGUGCAGAUGAACAAUUUGUUAUUGUUCUUGAAACUUCAGCAUCUCGUAUUAUAAAAUACAAUAUUAAGGGACCUAAAGCAGAGAAACAAGAAGUUCUCAUUGAAGGACUUCCAGGAUUUCCUGAUAAUGUGCAUUCUGACAAUAAUAAGGGAUUUCUUGUCACUCUAGUGGUGUAUGCAGACUCUGAAAAUCCCCAAAUAUCGCAGUCACUUGCACCUCAUCCAUUAAUCAGACGUAUGGCUGCAAGAUUUCUUGCUGUCUUGGAAGCCCCAUUCAAAUGUCUGCAAACCUACUACCCUAAUUAUUUUGCUGAAAGGGUAAUUCAUUAUAUUGGACAUUUUGAGAGUAUGAUGAUCUUAAUUCCAAAGAUUAGUACAGUUUUAAGAAUAAGUCAAGAUGGAAAGAUCUUGGAUGCAUCUUAUGGUACUGAUGGAAAAACUGCAGGAUUCAGCUCAGGUUACAUACACAAUGGAUACUUAUGGUUGGGAUCUCCAUUCGCUCAAUAUGUGGCUAGAGUGCCAUUGAACAAAGCAUUCCCUGGUCUCAAUGAACAUGGUCAAAAAGAAAAAAACAGUAGGAGUGGAAAACAACCAGAGGUAAAGAAUACUUUAAAGGUUGAAACACCACCGAAACCAAGCCCUGGUAAAGAAUCAAAACCAAUCAGUAGUAAAGCCUCUACAUCAGCAGAUUCAAGACCGGUUUCUGGUAAAGCUUCUGCAUCAACAGAAUCAAAACCAGCCACUGAUAAAGCUUCUACAGAAUCAAAGCCAGCUACUGGUAAAGGAUCUGCAGAAGCCAAACCAGCCUCUGCCAUAGCCUCUGAAUCUGCAGAAUUAAAAGCUAGUAAGCAGAAUGUUAACCAACAAAAAAUUGAACAAACUUCACAGAAGUCUAGUCAAAACAAGAAAAGAUCUGAAAAGUAAAGCAAAUACAUCCAUGGCAACUAGCAACUUUAGAAUACAAUAACAUGUAAAAAAAUUCUAUUUGUAUUUUUUAAAUUAGAUGUUGCGCACAUAUCGGAACUUUAGGAUUUUCUGUGAUAUUGUGGAUUUAAUUUAAGUGUAAAUCUUCUAUAUUUGCACUUUGAUUACAUCUACUGUUUACAAUGAAUUAAACUUCAUGCAUACUAUCACAAUUAUUACAAGGCUUCCAUAUUUUUUUACACAUUCAACUUGAAUUGUAAGAAUUUCAAUGUAUCUUUUAAAGGCGGCUUAUGAACAAUUAAUGAUUAUUUUUGUAAAGGAUUUGGGUUGUUAAGAGUUAUGACAUAAAUAAAAUUGUAGGAUUAUUUUCUAUAAAUAAAUUUGUA
Phymastichus coffea is the source of this 2485-nucleotide messenger RNA. Its product is annotated as adipocyte plasma membrane-associated protein Hemomucin-like. The transcript has 5 exons. Bases 495 to 2099 code for a protein of 534 amino acids. Gene Ontology annotation, molecular function: strictosidine synthase activity. Gene Ontology annotation, biological process: biosynthetic process. The record is from RefSeq and is a predicted model, not a curated record. Lineage: Eukaryota; Metazoa; Arthropoda; Insecta; Hymenoptera; Eulophidae.